ACCCCCACCCCCGAGAAAGUCCACUCGGAACAACGCCCCGCUGCCCCAGGCCGGGGGAGCCGGCACCCCCGGCUCCCAGCUGGGCCCGCGGUGACCACGUGGGCGCCCCCGCCCCUGCUCCCCGCCCUCCGCUAGGACGUGCAGAGCCGGCUACCCUAUCCCGGCUGACCUUUCAUCCCCUGCUUCCCGCACCCCCUCCGGGAAGCCUCCAGCCCCUCCGGGAGUUUCUCGUGGGGUCUGUGGUUGCUGUUUAUUGGCCGGCCGAAGGGGCUGCCUAGUUCUUUCUGAACAAACCCACUCUGUGCUGGAGAAUGUAUUUAUGGGCCAGUCAAAGAUCUAUUCCUACAUGAGCCCCCACAGAUCCUCUGGAACUCGUCCUCCACUCCAGGAGGAAAACUCUGUUGCACAUCAUGAUGUCAAAUGCCAGGGGAAAGCCUUAACUGAAUUGCACAAGAAAGGAGAGGAGAAAAGAAUUGGCGGCAAUGCCCCGGCGAGCUCUAUGAAGUCAGAAGAGCAGAAAGGCAAAGAGCUGAGGAGGGAUUCUCUGGAGCCCCUUCCAAACCACAAAUCCAUAGCUGCAGGAAACCCCAAAGCCAUGGCGCUGCCCGCCAACGCUGCUGAUGCCGCCAGCGCGAAGCACGCCCCGAAGAAACCCCCCAAAACCAAGCAGGCCUCCAGGAGAAAAGCUCAGGGAAAAACUCAACAGAAUCGCAAAGUCACUGACUAUUAUCCCGUGAGGCGGAGCUCCCGCAAAAGCAAAGCUGAGCUACAGUCAGAAGAAAAGAGAAAAUUAGACGAAUUAAUUGAAAGCGGGAAGGAAGAAGGCAUGAAGAUCGAUAUCAUUGAUGGCAAAGGCAGAGGAGUAAUCGCCACCAAACAGUUUACAAGAGGAGAGUUUGUGGUAGAGUAUCACGGGGACCUCAUUGAGAUCACUGAUGCCAAGAAGCGAGAGGCCCUCUACGCUCAGGAUCCUUCAACAGGCUGCUACAUGUACUAUUUUCAGUACCUGAGCAAAACCUACUGUGUGGAUGCCACUCGAGAAACAGAUCGUCUCGGGAGACUGAUCAAUCACAGCAAGUGUGGUAACUGCCAAACCAAACUCCAUGACAUUGACGGCGUGCCUCACCUCAUCCUCAUCGCCUCGAGGGACAUCAAAGCUGGCGAAGAGCUGCUGUAUGACUAUGGUGACCGUAGCAAAGCUUCCCUGGAAGCCCACCCGUGGCUCAAACACUGACCUGCGCUUCACUGGACAAAGUCCCCUCGAAGGGAAUUCAUUUUUGGGGGGGGUUUUUUACACCUAAUCUUAGUGGAUUACUUCUGACGUUUUUAAAUCUAUUAAAAUGCCUUUUCACUGUAGUAUUUAAAAAAAAAUCUGCUGCAAGUUCCCUCCCUGGCAGGCUUGCGCAGAUGGCCUUAGGUUACCAAAACCUUUUCUAUUUCUAGUUAUUUUGUACGUUUUUGCAAACAGACAAAUCUGGGCUUCCCAUGCAUGCAGUCAAAGACUCGGUGCAGGUUUUAUAGGGAGAUGAAAAUCUGAAUUGUGGACUUAAGUAGUCCCACUGCCUCUGGCUACAUAGCAGUGACUUUCCACAUCCCACUUUAGGGAGCAGGUCGGGACGGAACAUGCCUAACUUCUCUCCUGUUCUCCAACUUCUUGUCCUAAUAAUGACUUGACAGGUGUACAUAUAUAUAUAAUAUAUAUUUUUAAUGUUUCAUAACAGGCCAGUCCCUUCCCUUUCCCCAGCUUUUGCUUUUCAAAGCUUCCUGUCCCCACACCACUACCACCAUUCAUCACACUCAUCACUGCUCUUCUCUCAGGCUGCCCCAUUUGGGGUACCAAUACCCGCCCUCCCAUAUGCACCAGCUGCUCACCCAACCAGAUACGGGCAGGAAAAAGUCUCUGAAUUUCUUCCCCACUUCCCCUCCCAGAGCAGGGCUUCCUAUACCGGGGCUUAAUCCUCUCUAGAAAUGUGAACACUGAAUUUAUUCAACAAUAACUACUUAGAUGUAUAUAAGUUAUUAAGUGAAUCCAGUUGCUGAGUUCUUGUAGAAGAAAUUCAAGAUGGUACUUUAUUCUGUUUGAAAACAGAGUUCUCUAGCGGGACCAGAAAUCUUCCCAUCUUUCUCUUCUCCAUCACCCCCUACAUACCUGGUUUUUUGUUUGUUGGGUUUUGGUUUUUGAUUUUUUGGUUUGGGUUGUUUUUUUUUUUUAAUUUGCUGGUUAGAAUCAGCAAGAUUUGCUUCCACAUAAUAUCAGGCAACCUGGUGGUUUUCCUGAAUAUACAGCUAUGAACUAAAACAGGAGUCUCUUUGAAAGAGCAAAGUAGGAGCCCAGCCUCUGAUGGUCACAGGUGUCCUAGGCACUCGAGCAAGGGGGCAAGGGCUUCAGGCUCAGGGCCGAAAGAGGAGAUGGAAUUUUUGGCUUCAGCUGAAAUGGAGGAGGUGGCUUAUCCCUCUCACAGAACAGAACUGAUCAGUCAUUUCAGUCGACAGCCAGGGGACUGGAGUGAGCAGAAUGAUGACCUUGGCAAGUAUGCCCCCCUGGCUGCAGGGAAACCUGAAAUGGGGAGGAUGCAUAUAGGGCUCUCCCCUCCUCCUUUCUGUUUCCCUGGGGUUUGUCAUGGUGCUACCUAAGAAAGUCUUCCCCUCACCUUCCCUGGUCGUCAGGGAGUUGGAGAAUCAAUCAGAUGGGCGUGUGUCAAUGUGAGCUUAUAUGUCUUGGUUGUACCUGUUUGUGGUUUAGCCUUGAAUUUUAAAAGCAGACUUGAAGAGUAUUUGUCUCUGUAAAAAACAAAACAAAAAAAAGGAUAAAAAAUUAAAAAUAUUUAUUGCCAA
This is a messenger RNA of Trichosurus vulpecula (common brushtail), 2835 nucleotides long. It is a transcript of the gene KMT5A, whose product is annotated as lysine methyltransferase 5A. The coding region runs from base 320 to 1234 and encodes 304 amino acids. The record is from RefSeq and is a predicted model, not a curated record. NCBI's taxonomy places the organism in Eukaryota, Metazoa, Chordata, Mammalia, Diprotodontia, Phalangeridae. Gene Ontology annotation, molecular function: histone H4K20 methyltransferase activity; protein binding. The transcript has 7 exons.